AUGUAUAUUCAUGGUGUCCCUUUCGCUUUACAGUGGCUUGCGUUUGCACCGGCUGUAGGUCUUAUUGCACCUAUCCAUGUGGGAAGGCUGCCCUUGGAAAGCAACUGGGACCAUUUGGCGACGUCACCCACAGAGUUCUUCAUAGAAGUUGGAGCAACAGAGGGCCAUUUUUUUCGCGACGAGCUGGGUGCGAGGCUGGAAACAGGCUUCCUGAUAACCUUCGAGCCACACUUCGGGCGCUACUUGAGAGUCAUGACAAGUGCGGGGGUCGGGUCGAUGCAGUUUCGAGCUUUGGGCUGGCAAACGAACCGAUCCAUGAUCUUGCCGUUCGCGCUUGGAUGUAGCAAUGCGCAUGGUUGCAGCACUGACUUCGGCGUGACUACAGCAGUGGGCAAGAGAGGCUGGCAAAGGUGGGCAAGGCGAAGGUGCAGCAUUCUGGUGGAUGGUGUGAGCGUGCCAUGCUUAUCCCUCGCAGAUGUUAUUAAUCAUUGGCUUCGUGGACACUGCGUUGCAGCCAUGAAGUUGUCCAGUCAUCCUUUGCGAGCACUCCAGUCUCUAGGUGCACUUGCUGGGAGGGUAGAGCAGAUUUACUUGCAGCUUCCGGCAAUACAGUCUGAGUGUUUGGAGACGCUACGUACACUCGCGGUUUUGGGUUUUGUGCCGCGACAAGGUGGAAGAGAUGUGGAAGUGUGUGCAACACAUCAGGAGUUGUACAAGAUUGCGGAAUUUAGACAGGGAAGAGGGUCCUGCGCAUCAUCACAUUCUCCGCUCCCAGGGCGCCUCCAGCGAAAGGAGCUAUUGCAACUAUUGGUUGCUCCACUCCAGGUGGCACCGGUGCCUUUUUCCAAGAAUUGGGCCCACCUAGAGGCUCCGACCGAGUUCAUGCUGGAAGUCGGCACCAAUAACGUGAUUCUGCUGCGAGACAGCUUGCCGCCAACCGACAGACGAUUCCUGCUGUCUUUCGAGCCUCUCCUUGACAAAUACGCCGACCUCAUUACAUCUUGGCCUUCGGUUGUGAAUUCAGAUGAGGCAAGCACCAUAGGGGCCCACUAUUCGAGAGGUGUCAUGCUGCCGUAUGCAGUUGGUUGCCCCGCAUCCGACGAAGUGGCCUUGUUCCACGUCGGCCUGGCCGAUGUAUGCAGCAGUCUCCUCAACAUUUCUGAAGGUUUUCGGGGACAGGGGUGGUCGCACUGGUUCAAGGACUUGAAGGACACAUGCGCCAAAGAGAUGGAUGUACGGCUGGUGCCCUGCAUCUCCCUGGAGACUGUGAUUCGGGAUUGGCUUCUAGGUGGCCAUAUAUCUUUCUUGAAGAUUGAUGCCCAAGGGAAGGACUUGGACGUGGUUCGUUCCCUCGGAUCUCAGAUGCACAAGGUGCGUAGGAUUCAGAUGGAAGCCCUUCCAAAAAGUCACGAGUCAGUGUAUGUGAACCAGCCGAUGUGCGAUCACAUUGUUGCUGAGAUGAUGAAGCUCGGCUUCAAGCCGAUCUGCAGGCUGGCAGGCUCCAAGAACUGGACGAUCGCUGACAUUUGCAGCUUGCAGCUCAAAGGCGAAGGGGAUCUGACUUUCUACAGGCAGCGGCGGCCGCUCAAUGCUGCGUUGUAG
Messenger RNA from Symbiodinium necroappetens, 1602 nucleotides. Lineage: Eukaryota; Dinophyceae; Suessiales; Symbiodiniaceae. The record is from the annotation of a GenBank genome assembly.